Messenger RNA from Rotaria sp. Silwood1, 516 nucleotides. NCBI's taxonomy places the organism in Eukaryota, Metazoa, Rotifera, Eurotatoria, Philodinida, Philodinidae. The record is from the annotation of a GenBank genome assembly.
AUGGUUGACAUACAACAUCAACAUCAAUGCUCGUCAAAAGCUAUCGCCUACAACACGACAAUGUUUUACAAACAGCGAAAGACAUAUUUAAUUAUUGAUAUCGAACCUAUAGUCGAUGACAAGCCACUUACAAAUGAUGAAUCAUAUCCUUCAAUCUUCAAAGAUAAUAUGUAUACCAGACCAAAUGAGGAUACAUCAAUUAAUAAUAUUAUAUUUGGUAUUGGUCUAGUUGUUGUUAUUUUACUUUUACUUUUAAUAUUUAUUAAAUUAAUUUAUAAAUGUUAUAAAAUGUAUCAUAGUGAUGAUGAUGACAAGAAUGAAAAAGACCAAGUUAAACGAUCACCUUUAUUACCUUCGUCAACAUCGGUCGUUGUUCGUCGAAAUUCAUCUAUACGUAAUCCAACACCAUCAAUGCGUCGAUCAAGUCUUCUUAUUGAAACUCAAAUGGAUAUUACUCAAAUCAAACGUUUAUCUCAAACAUACAGUAAUACCCCACCAAUUACAAAAAAAUCUUAA